ACUCGGCAGCGCCGCACCGUACACCACUAAGUCGACCACCCCGCAACGAACCGAAACCUGAAACCUCCGAUGACCACCUCGACCUACCCUCGCCCACAAGGCGACCUUCCCCUCCCGCUCACUUUCCUACCAGCACCCACUCGUCGAGCUCUGAUCGUCGGCGUCAACAAGCUCGCGGCCGCCAGAGCAUUCACCUUUUUGGAUUCGAGCUUCGGGGUCGUCCUGCUCGGUGACAGGCGGGAGGCUUGCGACGAGUUGGUGUGGAGGGAGGAACAUGGCGAGGUCGAGUUUCAUACCGAUGACGACGACGAGGCGACGAGUCGAUGGUCUGAAGAGACCGACGUCGAAGCUUGGACGCGGUUGAUCUCCUCCAUAGAUUCCGUCGACAUGGUCGUCGUAGCCGAUACCAUCUUCACCCCGACCUCUUCGUCGCCCCGCCCGCUCCUCUCGGCCCGAUCCAUCUUUCACGCCUGUACCCAGCUACACCUUCCCAUCAACACCACCGACUAUCCGGCGUGGAGCACGUUCACUUUUCCCUCGGUGGCCAAGUUUCCGGGGAAAGAACCAGGGACGAAGAGCAACCUCCAGAUCGCCGUCAGUACCAAUGGGAAAGGGUGCAGGUUGGCAGGGCGGAUCAGGAGGGAGGUCGUGGGGAGGUUACCCAAGGAUGUCGGGGCGGCCGUGGACAACGUGGGGAUCUUGAGAGCGAGGGUCAGGGCGAGAUCCCCGGGGUUGGGAUCGACCAGGUCGGGCUCUUGUACCCGCGCAAGGCGACAAGACGCAGCCGCGGCACAAGCUCACAGACCUGUGAACGGCAGGACAGACUCGGGUUUCCUGGGGGACGACGACGACGUCUCGCUCUUCUCUGGAUCUGGGCCUUUGAACUCGCCGGUACCACAGCUGGAUAGCCCAGCUUUGUCGAGGACGUCAUCGACCAGGAGCUUGUUCCACCCUCAGGUUCAGCUCGUCACCCAGAUGCAUCAACACCAUCACCAGCAACAACAAAAACAAACAGCCGAUUCGUAUCCCUUCCCUAGCAUACUCACCCCCCUCCCCAUCUCACCCGCCAUCACGGCCAAGACGGCCCCUUCAACAGCUUCCACGACGCAGAUGGAUGAAGAGGACCAUCAAUUGCGACGCAUGAGAUGGGUCAGCCAGAUCUCUGAAUAUUGGAGCAUCGAGUAUCUAGCGAGGAUGGGGGAGGAGGAGAUGGAGAGGUGUCUAGCAAUGUGGACCGAGGGUGGAGAGGCGGAUCGAGUGGAUGUUGGCGAGAUGGGACAAGAGAGGACCGGUUCCGGGGCUGGGACUAUCAACGGUAGCUCGGAUACCUCCCGAGGGAGGACCUCGGGAACCGGCCCCGGCGCUGCUGGGGAUGACAUGACACCGACCGGCGAGACCGGUCUGCAAUUGACUCCUCGUCACGGACUCGCUCUGGACGCUGCCCCGCGCCCGCCCCCACCUAGACGGGGCAAGAUUCUCCUCCUCGGCUCGGGUCCCGGCCAUCCUUCCCUGCUCACCGUCGCCGCUCACCAGGCGCUCUUGACUGCGACCCUCAUCCUCAGUGACAAGCUCGUUCCCGCCGAGAUCCUCGCAUUGAUCCCCAAGACGACGACGUUGCAUAUCGCCAAGAAAUUCCCUGGCAACGCCGAGGGGGCGCAAAACGAGAUGAUGCAGCUCGCGCUCGAGGGGGCGUUGAAGGGAGAGACGGUGGUCAGGCUGAAACAGGGAGAUCCGUUCGUCUACGGCCGAGGAGGGGAAGAGGUCUUGUUCUUUAGGGAGCACGGCUUCGAAUCCGUCGUCGUUCCAGGAAUCUCGUCUUCGAUCGCCGGACCGCUGAUGAUGGGCAUCCCCGUCACUCAGCGUGGGGUGGCUGAUAGUAUGGUCCUCUGUACCGGUGUGGGAAGGAAGGGCAAGGCGGUUCAGCUGCCAGGGUACGUGAGGGGACGGACGUUGAUCGUCCUCAUGGGCGUGGCAAGGAUCCACCAGGUCUUGCAAGUCUUGACGAACACCAACCUGAACGACGACCCCGUCGCCAGAGAGACCACGGGAUGGAGGGACGGGGACGCCUUCCCGCCUCACUUGCCGAUCGCCAUCAUCGAACGCGCUUCGAGUCACGAUCAGAGGAUGGUAGCCUCGACCUUGGACAAGAUCGAGGACGCGCUGGAACGAUCAGGAGAGCAACGACCGCCGGGGAUGAUGAUCAUCGGAUGGGCCGCGCUUGCUCUUGAGGGAGACGGGGAGGUCACUGUUCUGGACGAUGACGAGGACACGCCUGAUCUUGAAGCCCGGGACAAGGCGAGGGUCGAAAGGUGGUUAGGCGGGCAGGACUAUAUCCUGAAGGAUGGACUAAGGGAGGAGUGGGCGCAGUUCUUGCCUCCUGGGGCCGUCACCGAGGUCGAGUGAAGAGGAGUUGCAGGACAAUCCAGACAAAACAAGCUCGGAAGAUCACAAGUUGUAAUAGAUGUCACGCGCAUUGUUCGGUAUCGUUAUUUAUUCACAUCCCUGA
Messenger RNA from Filobasidium floriforme, 2506 nucleotides. RefSeq names its product tetrapyrrole methylase. The coding region runs from base 70 to 2403 and encodes 777 amino acids. The transcript has a single exon. Lineage: Eukaryota; Fungi; Basidiomycota; Tremellomycetes; Filobasidiales; Filobasidiaceae. The record is from RefSeq and is a predicted model, not a curated record. Gene Ontology annotation, molecular function: uroporphyrin-III C-methyltransferase activity. Gene Ontology annotation, biological process: siroheme biosynthetic process.